AUGGACGCGCUGACUAUACUAACAUUAACCAUUGGUGUCGGCAUCGGAUCGGUUUCAUUCGCCUCUAACUCAUGGAUCCUGGCAGUGAACAUGAAGGACUAUUGCGCAGGUAUCAGACUGAAUCCAUGUGACCGGAUCAUGACUUUUAUAGGGUUAACUAACCUAAUGAUGCAAACGGCACUGACUUCAGGCUCUUUGUUUAACGCAUUUGAUUGUCAUAUGAUGUAUAUUGGAGAACUCCAUUUAUUGGUCGUUCAGUGUCUGAUAUUUCUAAGCCGCUUUAAUCUCUGGCUCACUAUCUGGCUUUCAGUUUAUUAUUGCUUGAAAAUUGUCAAUUUUGCCCAUGGUGUAUUAUUUAUUUUGAAGACAAGGAUAUCAGGUUUGAUGCCCAAGCUUCUGAUCUUCUCAUUUGUUGAAUCCUUGGUAAUCACGAUUCCGAGUUAUUGGAGUGUGACUCAUGAUAACUCUCUGGGAUUUUUAGAAAAUGCUACAUGCGCGUGGCAGGAUUGUUAUUGUACAAUGAGUGUUGAAUUUGGUUAUUGGUUUUUCAUAUUGUUCAUGAGCAUUGUGUCCCUAGCGUUUACCCUAAUCCCUUUUGGGGUGACCGUGCACUCACUCUGGAAGCACACAAAGAAGAUGAUGGAGAAUGAGUUCAGUUGCAUACAGAUCCAAGCCCACGUCACGGCGUCCAGAACCAUAUCCCUGCUGUCGUUACUCUUUGUCACCUUCUAUGCCGCAUUGAUUACUGUGAUUCUACAGUCAUAUAAUUUUAAAACUCCUUCGGGAUAUUCCAGUGUUUACUUUAUGCUGUUUUAUCCCACUUUCCAAGCCAUUGUAAUCAUCACGGGGAACUCUAAACUAAGGAAAGCUGGAAAACUUCUCAAGAACCAGUUUGGCGUCUGCCUGAGAGGAGACUCACAUGGGGGUAAAUGA
Messenger RNA from Spea bombifrons (plains spadefoot toad), 933 nucleotides. RefSeq names its product taste receptor type 2 member 40-like. The transcript has a single exon. Gene Ontology annotation, cellular component: membrane. The coding region runs from base 1 to 933 and encodes 310 amino acids. Gene Ontology annotation, biological process: G protein-coupled receptor signaling pathway; detection of chemical stimulus involved in sensory perception of bitter taste; sensory perception of taste. Gene Ontology annotation, molecular function: G protein-coupled receptor activity; bitter taste receptor activity. The record is from RefSeq and is a predicted model, not a curated record. NCBI's taxonomy places the organism in Eukaryota, Metazoa, Chordata, Amphibia, Anura, Pelobatidae.